GCCUCACCAGCCAGUCAGCCACCAUCAGCCAAACGGCACCCGCGCGACGUGUCGGCGUACAGGCGUCUCGCCGCGAGUCCUCGGCAGCCGCACGACUCACGGGGUGGGCUCAGCUUCACCGGGCGGUGAACGGCCCGCGUCGUCCGCGCCACUCGCUGUCAGCAGAGCAGAUCACAUGGACCAUGCAGAGGAGCGGACUCAAGCAGUGCAACAGAAGGCACAGACAGAGGGAGUCAAGGAAGACAAUCAGAGCCCGCGCAGCCGUCGUGUACCAAAGCCAAAUACCAAGUACAUCGGUGCAGAGUGGCGCGUAUAGGUAUACGGAGUUAUACGUAUUGAUGAGGGCAGGUGUGCCGGUAUAAAUAAUAUUGUAAUCGUUUCUAAACUCAGUCUGGAACAUGUUAUUGCCGAGUCGGCAAGAAAGGAAUAGAUACCAGAGAAAUUCCUGGCGUGAACCACGGGUGUUGUUCACAUUUGGUACCAGAGCCAAUACUGGAUCCUCCACACGGGUACUGGACGAGAUCGCAAUCGAAGUUGGGCGGCAUGGCGCCAGCGAAGACGGACGAUCCUUUGUCCCAGCUUCUGGCGAAGAUCGAGGAGGGAAACAAGGAGACUCACCGACGCAUGGAGGCGAUUCAGGGGGCGGUGGGAAAUAUGGAGGCGGCGGUCAAGGUGGUGAUGACGGAGCACGGAGAUCUUCAGAAGUGGAAACCGGAGGUGGAAGCGAAAGUGACGGAGAUUUCUGAUGCUCUAAAGGCGAUCCAGAUCCAGAUGGGAAAGAUGGAGAAGAAGCCGCUCGGUUUCGGGUCGAGACAGGAAGAAGAAGGAGAAGACGGAUUUCUGAAGCCGCCACCAUCUGAUUCUUCGAAUUUGGAGUUUCGUCGUGAAGAAGGGCGGACCCAAUUCUCGCAUGGAGAUAUCUUUACUGGGUUGCAGGUGCCGGAGGAAGUUCUGGAGUCCAGGCUUCUUCGUAAAGGGGGUAAGGUGAUUUCGCAGUUGCUCAUUAAGUGGUCCAAUUGGCCGGUGUCACUGUCAACCUGGGAGGAUGAAGAGGCCAUUAAGCAGAAAUUUCCACAAGCACCAGCUUGGGGUCAAGCUGUCGUUAAAGAAGGGGGAAAUGUCAGCAGAGCAGAUCACAUGGACCAUGCAGAGGAGCGGACUCAAGCAGUGCAACAGAAGGCACAGACAGAGGGAGUCAAGGAAGACAAUCAGAGCCCGCGCAGCCGUCGUGUACCAAAGCCAAAUACCAAGUACAUCGGUGCAGAGUGGCGCGUAUAGGUAUACGGAGUUAUACGUAUUGAUGAGGGCAGGUGUGCCGGUAUAAAUAAUAUUGUAAUCGUUUCUAAACUCAGUCUGGAACAUGUUAUUGCCGAGUCGGCAAGAAAGGAAUAGAUACCAGAGAAAUUCCUGGCGUGAACCACGGGUGUUGUUCA
Molecule: messenger RNA, 1433 nt
Organism: Zea mays
Lineage: Eukaryota; Viridiplantae; Streptophyta; Magnoliopsida; Poales; Poaceae
Exons: 2
Coding region: 544-1278 (244 amino acids)
Source: RefSeq, a predicted model, not a curated record